Prorocentrum cordatum is the source of this 2751-nucleotide messenger RNA. NCBI's taxonomy places the organism in Eukaryota, Dinophyceae, Prorocentrales, Prorocentraceae. The record is from the annotation of a GenBank genome assembly.
AUGGCUUGCGCGCUGGGCAGCGACCUCAAGAAUGUCGUUCAAGGCUCAGGGCCUUUCGCUGAGGACCAGCCGCCGUUCCCGCAGCUUCAGCCAGGCUACAUGUCGCUCUCCUCCGACCCCACACGCGUCUUCCGGUGCCUGCCGGAGGGCAACUGUCCGGGUGGUGGUACGGCUUCCUGCGCGGAGCUGAUGGACUCCGAGGAGCCCGCGUGCGGCGAGUGCGUGGAUGGCUCGUACUCCUCCGGCGGCAGUUGCCACAAGUGCAAGACCAUGGAUGGCCUACCGUUUAUCCUUUUCGGCGUCUUCGCGGUGGUCGGCCUCGCCCUCCUCACCGUGGCGGUUAACCGCAACUUGCUGCUGCAGUCCAACGUCACGGUCACAAGCAUUGUGAUGCUCGGACUGCUGCUCAGCGGGAUCCAGACGAUUGGCAUUUUCGACCAGUUGUCCAUCGAGUGGACAGGCCCAAUGCGAACCGUUUUUAGCAUUGUCGACCUGAUGAGCUUCGAUUUGCAGAUCCUUCAGGUUGGCUGCAUCAUGGGUUCCAACCCGGUGAAUGCUUUUCUCAUGCGGCAGUUCGUCGCUCCGAGUUGCAUUCCCAUUAUUUUCCUCGUGCUUCUCAUCAAGAAGAAGGCGUGGUUCCCGAGUACGAACAUCAAUAUCGAGCUGAUCAACACAGUAGGCACGGUGUUCAACAUUUUCUUCAUAUCGAUUGUCAUUUCCGGGAUGUCCCCCUUCAUCUGCUACAAGCAUCCCAGACCCUCUGAUGAAUGGUCUAUGGUGAGCGCUAGCUCCGUUCUGUGCUUCGAAGGGGGCCGCCACGGCACGAUGAUCGCAGUCGGGCUCCUGUCGCUGCUGCUGGUUCCGCUGCCGUUCCUGGCCUGCGCGUGCUAUUUUGUCUGGCACUACCCCAGGUUUCUACAGGACUCGAAGACGGCGCACUCGCGGCAUGCGCUGCAGGCCAUGCGCUUCUUGUACUUCCGCUACUGCCCACGCAGGUAUUUCUACGGUGUCAUUCUGCUCUCGAGAAGCCUCGCGAUCUGCCUCGUGCCAGUAAUGAUCCGUGACGACGUGGCGCUCCAGAUCUGCGCCAUGGCUGCUGUGGUUUGCUUCUCAACGCUGCUGCAGCAGCAGCUCAACCCAUGGCGCAAGUACGUGGCUAAUUGGAUGGAUGGGGUACUCAAUGUCCUGCUGGUGAUGCUGUUACUUUCUGGGGCCAUGGUGGCAGACCUUCAGGUGAAGCCGGCAACGGUCGAGUACGUGGGGCUCCUGUCAGUCAUUCUCGUAUUCGUCGUCGCAGGUGCAACGAUCCUUUGGGGUCUGUAUAAUCGCUACAGGCCCCGGAACUUGUACCAGUACUUCAUAUGCCACCACAAGGCGGAUGCUGCCGCGCAAGCGCGGCUGCUCAAAAUGAAGUUGCAGGCGAGAACGCACCAGCGCGUCUUCAUCGAUUCGGACAAUCUGACGGAGCUGGACGACCUCUUCGACAUUGUGAAGUGCAGGGUGAAGCACUUGGUGGUGUAUCUCACCCAGGACACGCUGGGCCGGCCCUGGUGCGCCGGGGAAAUCGCAACGGCCUUCCAGACAAGCAGAGUGAAGGUCACAGCUGUGAGAACACCAUCUUUCCGGCCGCCGACGGAGGACCAUCUGAAUCGCAUCGACGAGUACCUUGACCUCAAAUCCUGUGCCCUUGCGGAAUAUGGCAUAUCGUUCGACAACGUGCGAGCUGCCUACAUAAGGUUGCUGGGCGAGACGACCCCACAGCUGAGGCUGCAGGAGGGCGGAGUGUACAACCUCGAUGCGCUUGUGGACUACAUUGCCAAGAACUCUAAAGAUAGCUACGACAUCAAUGUGGACAUCAAUAUGGAUCUCCCACCGUUGUUGAUGGAGAACCUGGAGGGCGCAGUUGUCCUCUCGUGCGACCAUAUGGACAUGGAGGCUGCGGCGGCCGCCACCAUCUUGAACACAAGGAUCCAAGAGCGGGUCUUGUCCUUGACGGACACUGGAACCCUCAUGCUCCAGCACUACCAGCAAGCGGAGCCUGCGACCUACAGCCGUGCGGCCAAGCAGUGCCACGCCACUAUUGUGUUGCUGUCUGAAGGCUCGAUGAAGUCUGCGGCGCAGCUUCGACUUAUCACCGACCUGAUGUCUGCGGCGGCACAUCCUACACAAGGUGCUGCUGUUCUUGAUGGUGACGAUGACGACUCUGGCGUCGACUUGCCCAGCUCGCCCGGAAUGGCGAUGGUAGCGAUGGCCUCUGGCAGACCCGGCAAGCACACGCCGACCGGCAAGCACACGCCGACGACGCCGGGGCGGGCUCACUCGUGCCCGGUGAUCGUCCCAGUCUUCAUCGACGGCUUCAGGUUCCCCGACGGCAACUACUACAACGAGGAGCUCCCUGCGAUCCUCCAGGAGCUGGCCGAGGAGGCGCGGCCGUUGAUUCAGGCAUUCUUCAAGACCAUUGCGCUACCAUUUUCUAUCAGUGCUUCCGACCACGUGCUGGAGAUCCAGGCACGGGAGGUGCUCGACCGGAUACCCAAGGCCCAUGGGAAGCGCCGCCCUACCUCUUGCACCUCGCGCAGUCCGCCCACUUCGCCCCGCUGCCAGCCGCUGGUCGUUCCGGGGGAGGACGCGAAGCCGAGCCAGCACAGGCUGCCCCGGCUGUCCGCGUCGAGCCGCGGGACGUGGCUCGCGGCGCGGGCUCACGGUGCUGCGCUUGCGAACACGAACGAGGAGGAUGCGAUUGGCGUUUGA